GCCGGUCAAGGGAAGUGCGACGUGUCUGCGGGAGCCUUUUUAUACCUCCUUCCCGGGAGUCGGGCCCCAGCAGCCGCCGCACUCUCAGAGUCCCCGCACCUCCGCUCCCGGGAGUCGAGCUCCGAGUGUCCGCCGCGCAGCGUCCAGUCCGCCAGCAUGUCGGGGAUCAAGAAGCAGAAGACGGAGAGCCAGCAGAAAUCCACCAACGUCGUCUAUCAGGCCCACCACGUGAGCAGGAACAAGAGAGGGCAGGUGGUUGGCACGAGGGGCGGAUUCAGAGGAUGUACCGUGUGGCUGACAGGUCUCUCCGGUGCUGGAAAAACCACGAUCAGUUUUGCUCUGGAAGAGUACCUGGUCUCUCACGCCAUCCCGUGCUACUCCCUCGAUGGGGACAAUGUACGUCACGGCCUUAACAAAAACCUUGGAUUCUCCCCCGGGGACAGAGAAGAAAAUAUUCGCCGGAUUGCCGAGGUGGCCAGGCUGUUUGCCGAUGCUGGUCUGGUCUGCAUCACCAGCUUCAUUUCUCCUUUCACCAAGGAUCGUGAGAAUGCCCGCAAAAUCCAUGAAUCUGCAGGACUGCCAUUCUUUGAAAUCUUUGUGGAUGCCCCUCUAAGCAUCUGUGAAAGUAGAGACGUGAAGGGCCUCUACAAGCGAGCCCGAGCCGGGGAGAUCAAAGGGUUCACGGGUAUUGAUUCUGAUUAUGAGAAACCCGAAACUCCCGAGCGGGUGCUGAAAACCAACUUGUCCUCAGUGAGUGACUGUGUCCAGCAGGUGGUGGAGCUCCUACAAGAGCAGAACAUUGUACCCCACACGAUCAUGAAAGGCAUCCAUGAGCUCUUCGUGCCAGAAAACAAACUUGACCAAGUCCGGGCUGAGGCCGAAGCUCUCCCUUCGUUAGAAAUUACCAAGCUGGAUCUUCAGUGGGUCCAAGUUUUGAGCGAAGGCUGGGCCACUCCCCUCAAAGGUUUCAUGCGAGAGAAGGAAUACUUGCAGGCCAUACACUUUGAUACCCUGCUGGAUGACGGAGUGAUCAACAUGAGCAUCCCCAUUGUACUGCCUGUCUCUGCGGACGAUAAGACGCGGCUGGAGGGGCGCAGUGAGUUUGUCCUGACAUAUGGUGGACGGAGAGUGGCUAUCUUACGAGACCCUGAAUUCUACGAACAUAGAAAGGAGGAGCGUUGUUCCCGUGUGUGGGGGACAAUGUGUGCAAAACACCCCCAUAUCAAAAUGGUGAUGGAAAGUGGGGAUUGGCUGGUGGGUGGAGACCUGCAGGUGCUGGAGAGAAUAAGGUGGAAUGACGGGCUGGACCAGUACCGCCUGACGCCUCUGGAGCUCAAGCAGAAAUGUAAAGAAAUGAACGCUGAUGCGGUGUUCGCGUUCCAGCUGCGCAACCCCGUCCACAAUGGCCACGCUCUGCUGAUGCAGGACACCCGCCGCAGGCUGCUGGAGCGGGGCUAUAAGCACCCCGUGCUCCUGCUGCACCCUCUGGGGGGCUGGACCAAGGACGACGACGUGCCCCUGGAGUGGCGGAUGAAGCAGCAUGCGGCGGUGCUGGAAGAAGGGGUCCUGGACCCCAAGUCAACCAUCGUUGCCAUCUUCCCGUCCCCAAUGCUGUACGCUGGCCCCACAGAGGUCCAGUGGCACUGUCGGUCCCGGAUGAUUGCAGGGGUCAAUUUCUACAUCGUGGGCCGGGACCCUGCAGGCAUGCCCCACCCCGAGACCAAGAAAGACCUGUAUGAACCCACUCACGGAGGCAAGGUCUUGAGCAUGGCCCCGGGCCUGACCUCGGUGGAAAUCAUUCCAUUCCGCGUAGCUGCCUACAACAAAGCCAAAAAAGCCAUGGACUUCUAUGACCCGGCAAGGCACGACGAAUUUGACUUCAUCUCUGGGACACGAAUGAGGAAGCUGGCCCGGGAAGGAGAGAACCCUCCAGAUGGCUUCAUGGCGCCCAAAGCAUGGAAAAUCCUGACAGACUAUUACCGGUCCCUGGAGAAGAACAACUAAGUGCCCUCCGGCUCCACAGUUUCUUCUCGAAGUGCUCUUGGGUUCUUUUUCCUAUUUUUGUGAUUACAUGCUUUGUACACAAUUGCUUCUCAGUGAUCGAUUUUCAUGUUUUAUAAUGAGGUAAAAAUUGUGUCUAUAAUUUAAAGUCAACUUCAAUAAUAUAUAAAAGAAAGUCCGAAUGAAGACCACCUCUUAGCAGGUGCAAGCAGUACUGUUAUUUCAGAAUGAAAUUGUGUUCUCUACUGCGUCUGAUUACGUAGGUUCCCAGGUUUCGGAAAGCUUUGACCGUGUGUCUAAGUUUACUUGCCAAGAAGUAAAGCGUAUUUUCCAGCUUAAGUCUUGCCCAGUGUCACACAGUAACACGAACCAGACUGAGCAACCUCUUCUGUACAACUGACUUAAGGGGGGAAAAAAAUUCUCACCCCUAAACGAGGUGUGGCUCACAUGAAGACUCUCGCUAUUUCACCUCCUGCCUCCCGCCCCGUCUCCUAAGGGGCUCAAGCCACACCUCGGAUCUAUGCAACCUAGUUCGGCUGAGAAAGUUAUGUUUUCUAAGAAAGGAGGGAGGUCUUACCACCCUUCUGUGACUAGAACUCCAGUUCAACGGUGAUUUUUCAGUUGCAGAACACAGGAUGCUUUGAGGAAAAGAUUGGCACCCAAGGUUCAGACGAUCUGGGAUUGUUGUGGGAAGUUAAUUUUUCUCUUUGAUAUGGUCACUGUGUCCUGGGAGAAGCAGCUUCGGGCCAAACCAGUCCAGACCAUCAGACUAGCAAGCUGCUGGAAUGGGGAAAAGACCCCAGAAGCCCUUCGGUCUCCCAGGGGUCCCCACCAGAUGAUGCCUAGCGCCUGCUUCGGGAGCGGCUGAGCACGGUCACAAACUCUCACAGUUGGCAUCGUUAGAAAGUAGUGGUGACACCCGACGGGCUUGCUGCCGCCGCUUGACCUGCAGUCUGGGGCUCCGUCUACACUGUAAAACACAGGGGCUGCCUCUGGCCCCCCUCAGUUGCUUAGCAAAGCUCCUUGCACGGAAGGCACUUACGAAGCAGUCUUCUUGGAUGCCAGAAGGUCCAGAGUUUUCUAAACCCAGCGGAUCUUAGUGCAGCUGGAGAAAAUACUUUUCCAAAGACUCAUGCUGUGCCGAGACAUCUAACCUCUGAUGGCUUUACUUCUUGGGAGGUGAUCUUUGUACUUUAUACAUAAUUCCUUGUUGCUAAAGAAUAUAUGAAGAAACCGUACCUUUUAUAGCUAGGUCUCUCUGGAAGAGACUUAAACUGUAAAGAGAAAACUGUGAUUUUUUUUUUUUUUUUGAGAAAAUGCUAAUCUUAGCUACUGAAAGUUCUUUUGAGAGUAAAUUACACACAAUGGCCACAGCAAAGCGUAACUGCCUUGACUAGUAUAGUGCCUAUGUUGAUUUAAUCAGAGGUACUCAGUACUGCCUUUUUAAAGAACAGUGUAUUUAUUGAAAACAUGAGAUGGAAUGUAGUGCCUUAAUCAAUAUAUUUUGUGAUUUUUUAAGAUAUAUUUAAAACUGCUUUUCUGCACUUAAUAAUACUGAGUGCAAAGGACUAUUUCUAUGUAAUAAACUUCUCAAAAUGAA
Molecule: messenger RNA, 3601 nt
Organism: Leptonychotes weddellii (Weddell seal)
Lineage: Eukaryota; Metazoa; Chordata; Mammalia; Carnivora; Phocidae
Gene: PAPSS2
Product: 3'-phosphoadenosine 5'-phosphosulfate synthase 2
Biological process (GO): 3'-phosphoadenosine 5'-phosphosulfate biosynthetic process; sulfate assimilation
Molecular function (GO): ATP binding; sulfate adenylyltransferase (ATP) activity; adenylylsulfate kinase activity
Source: RefSeq, a predicted model, not a curated record